AUGCUCUGUUUCUCGCCUAACUCUGGAAUGGUUCCUGCUACGACGGACACGCAACCAGACAAUUCUAGUAGAAAAGAGCAGCGGCGCGCCCGCGUCAGUCAGCCAGUCGGCCAUAGCGGCUAUCUCUCAGCCCAUCCACACCCACACCAUGCUGUGUACAGCCCAAGCCCAGCCCACAUCCACGUCCAUGCUGACUUCGUACCUGCAUGUACCCUGGAAAUAUACUCCGCCAUAAGAGGCAGAGAGAGUGAGACUGGAUCUGUCAGAAAUCAGGUGGGCCUCUUCCAAGCCAAGGUUUGA
Molecule: messenger RNA, 300 nt
Organism: Aspergillus luchuensis
Lineage: Eukaryota; Fungi; Ascomycota; Eurotiomycetes; Eurotiales; Aspergillaceae
Exons: 1
Coding region: 1-300 (99 amino acids)
Source: RefSeq, a predicted model, not a curated record